UGUCAAACCCCGCUGUCCUUUUUGAAAAGCGCAUAAACACAAACACGUUCUAGGUUUUCUCUUCACUAUCCCUAACCCUCUCUGGCGACCAGUCCGAACAACUGUCUGGAAACUCAACACCUGAAGAAGCCAACUGCACUACAGUGCAAGACAAACAAACCAAGACUUUACUCCCUUUUCUGUAAAUCAGACCCAUAGCAGACAAGUGGCUGGAUCUACUGCAUCGGAAUCCGCCGAAGAUCUGGAACUGUUCCGCAGGAUCAAGAAGCGAGUGAGAAGAAAUCAACUGGUUUACACAAGCUCGUUAAAAAGAUACUGGAUAUAUUGGAUACUCGAAAAUCGAUUUUCGAGUUGUGCGCUACACCAUGAUGAUUGGAAGCAUUACAAAAUCCGUACUGUCUUAUGGAGUACCCAGGACCGUGGGAAGUAUAAUACCUUGUCGUCAGGCGAAUACAUUAGCAGAUGACAUAAACCAGAUAGUCCUGUUAGGUAGAGUAAACUCUGUACAUUUAAAUGAAAAAUCUGAUAAAGCUUAUGCAUCUAUUGGUUUAAUAACAAAAAAUACCUAUAAGUCUUCGACUGGUUAUUCUUCUAAAUUUGCCUAUCACAAUGUGUAUGUUUUCAGUCAACCGUUAUUUAACAAAAUCCGGAAUUUAGUGAAAGGUGAUAGAUUAUGCGUCACUGGGUGUCUAACUUCCUACUUUGGUGCAAAUGGUCAAUGGCGAUUUUCUGUUACAGCCAAUUCAGUUAGCCCAUAUAUUAUGGAGUCGACAAAUGAUGCUAUCGAAGGUGUUGAAGAGGAAGAUAUCAACGAUGAGGCAAAUGUUGAUGAAGUGGCGUAUGAGGUUUUAGUCUAUAAUGUCUCAGAGGACACUAAUAAUAAUACUACAGUCAGUCCUAAAGUAAUUGUAACAAAAGAAGAUCAUAUUGAAAAUUAGUAUUGUAUUUGUCCCUGGCUAGCGUAAUAUCUCCACACAUACAAACAUUAUCAAAUAAAUGCAUACACGUAUAUACACAAACAACAUCUGUAUAUAUUUCAAGUGCCAAGUUUGUUCUUCAUACAUCUUACAUCCCUUUGAAGGUUAAAAUAAACUUGUCGAAUUGUAUUUUCUGUCUUUAUGAAUUGUG
This is a messenger RNA of Heterobilharzia americana, 1128 nucleotides long. The record is from the annotation of a GenBank genome assembly. NCBI's taxonomy places the organism in Eukaryota, Metazoa, Platyhelminthes, Trematoda, Strigeidida, Schistosomatidae.